Messenger RNA from Poecilia reticulata (guppy), 4056 nucleotides. The record is from RefSeq and is a predicted model, not a curated record. NCBI's taxonomy places the organism in Eukaryota, Metazoa, Chordata, Actinopteri, Cyprinodontiformes, Poeciliidae.
GAUUCUCCACCGUCCUUAAAAGUAAAACCUCUCGUAAAGAUACAGACGUGAGAAGGAAGAGGCAAAUCCCAGGCUGAAUGAUGUUAGUGGGGAUGAAUACAAGCAAUUAAACAAAUAAAAAAUGUUCAUCGUGGCUCAGUGUGAUGCCAGACAGAACGGAUCAGGAGAGGAACACAGCAGACCCUGAUAUGGUCACGGAGAAGAGAUCUUUGGAGACAGGCUUCCAAUAACCAACGUAUAAAGAUCAGUGGGUCUACCUUUCCAAGAGUCCUUCAAAAGACCUGCCUGUUAGUUAAAAAAAGAACAACCAAAGUAACAGCACACCAAAGAAAAUAGACUGUUAAAAUACACAGCACCCAUAUCGCAACCAUGAAAGAAGAGGAGAACAUUCUGGAGUGCAGCGAUGUAGCCCCUGAACCAUCGUCCAUUGUGACUUUUGAAAACACAGCUCAAAAAGCUUCAGGAUCAAAAAUAGCUCCUCCUGUUGCACCCAAACCUGCUUGGUUUAACCCGAGUCUGAGGAAAAUACAAGUAAAUUCAGAUCAGAGGAAGCAAACCAGUGAUUCAAAGGAGAUACCUGAGGCAGGUGUUACCAGAAGCUUUGAAGGCAGGUCUACCUCAGGUACUGUUAGCAUGUCAUUCAAACAAAAGAUUCGUUCUUUUGAGACAUUUUCUACUGCAGAAGCUCAGGAAAAAAGAGCCAGCAGUAGGUCCACUCCCCAUUCCAACUUGCAUACUUUGUUAAAACAGGAGUCUGAAAGUGCCUAUCAUUCUUACCCUGCCUCAGACAGACAUGAUGGCAAGAGCAAGAGCAAACAGGACACCCCAAGAGAAAUGCAGUCAAAUAAGUCAACAUUUGUUGUAAAAGAGAACAUCUCUGUUCCACCUUCUGUCAUCACAUCAGCUAUGGACCAAGAUUAUUGUCAAUCUAAAGCCAAGAUGUCUGAAGAUCAGCUUUCUUGCUAUGAGAUAGGUAUUAAUAACCUACUGUCUGACACCACCUGCUUUGAAACUGGCUCUGUAAUGGAUGAUGCUAAUUCAGUCUCUGUCCAUGAUGGUUGUAAACUCCAACCAUCCGAAAAGGAAUCUGAGUCAGAGAAAGUGGAUAUCAGCAGAUCCAGUGUCUUACCCUCUGCUUCCUCAGUGAGAAUGAAUCAAAAGGAAGGAGAGAAAAAUUUAGAUGAGAACUCUGGAAAUGAUUGUGAAGAGCGUCUGAGAACAGCUCAGAACACUUUCCACACAACGGAGUGUCAGCCCCAGAAGAGCCAGGAGGGAGAACAUUUUGGAAAAAUUAUCGCCUUCAGCAAUCAGGUUUCACAAGCAAUAUUGCGUUCCCUUCCUUCUUCUGACCAUGGCAACCCUCAAUCCCAAAAUUUUCUGGAGACUCCACUUAAAGAUACUGAUAAUCCCCAAGAGUCUGAGCUGGGUAAAGACUGCACAAAUAAAGGUUUCUCUGUCAGCCUAGCCACUCUGACGGAAUGCACCAUUGAGCAAGGAAGGCAGACCUUUGACCGAGAAACCUACGCUCAUUCUGUCAUCUCAGUUAUCCGUUCUCAGGAAAUACAGAAGAUGAUUGAGGAAGUUGAAGCUUUGGAUGAAGAGACACUGAAGCAACUACUGAACAUCCAUGUUGUGAUUCUGCACAAAGACGUAGGAGCAGGUUUAGGCUUCAGCAUCGCUGGAGGAUGUGACCUGGAGAACAAAGCUCCAACAGUGCACAAGGUGUUCCCCUGCGGACUUGCAGCUCAAGAGGGAACCAUUCAAAAAGGAGAUGUGGUUUUGUCCGUUAAUGGUGUAACACUGUGUGGUGUCAAACACAUGGAUGCCACUGCUAUUUUGCGUCAGGUCCGUAAUCAAACUUUGGCUGUGGUAGUCAUCUGCAAGAGAACUAACAAAGAGGAGAAGGAUGGAGGAAACAGGAUGGGAGAGGAAAUAGUGGAACAGGAAGUCCCACUGAGUGUUGAUGUGGAGAAAGGCACUGGUGGAAUUGGCUUUUCUCUGGAAGGAGGAAGAGGAUCAAUUCAGGGAGACAAACCCUUAGUCAUCAACAGGAUAUUCAAAGGUGGAGCAGGAGAGCAAAGCGGUUUGCAAUGUGGAGAUGAAGUUCUGCAGGUUCAAGGAGUGAAUCUGCAGGACAUGACCAGAUUUGAGGCAUGGAAGAUGAUCAAGGCUCUGCCUGAAGGGCCUGUUACACUUGUAAUCAGGAGAAGGCAGGUGGCAGAGGACUGAAAGUCAUGAAGCGCCUUGGAAAAAAUAUCCAUACCUAUUGAGCAUUUUCACACUUUGUCACGUUACACUCAAAAACAUCUGUUGGGAAUUUAUGUUACAUAUUGAUCAACAUUAAACAACAUAGAGCUGUUAAGUUAAAGGAAAUGAAUAACUUGUUUUCAAAAUGUUUUCCAAAUAUAAAUGACUAUCAGCUUCUUUACCUUUCCACAAGAACAUUGUGGUUUUGGAUUUCAACAUAAAAUCCAGAACCAAUUAGUUACAGAAGUUCCUAUAAUUAAUAAAGAAGGUCCUACUGUGUUUAGUUUACUAUGAGCAUAAAUCCAGGUUCUGUUUGGUCUUUUAUGUAACAUAACACCAAGUUUGCAAUAAAUGUUAUCUUGGCACUUACAGGAAAAGCACAUAUACAUACAGACUGGUUCAAUGGGUUGGGCAGAACCUCCAGGCUUAGAUUAGAGUAGAUUUGUCUCUUAGAAAGGAGACUUUAAUCUGAGAAUAUGUAGAAAGACUUACAGAUUGAUGUUUCCAGCCACGUCGCCAUGCUUGAGCUGUUCUUCAAAUAAUAACCAUCAAAAUCCCAGAAAUUCCACAUUAAAUACACUAAAGUUUGAGGUUGUAACAUGUCAGUUGGGAGAAAAGUUAAAGGAGCUUGAAUAUUGUUGUGUAUGAAGAUGGUGACAAAUUAAUAUGACAAAAAAUUGCAAAAUUGCUUCCAAGUCUGUAAAAUAUAUCCAUUAAUUGUUUGAAUAACAUCUUACUUUUAUUUCAAAAGAAUACAGGAGCAAAAGAGCUAAUAAAUACAUGUUAAUUAAAUGACCAACAGAUCUUUUAAAUUAAAUUCCUCUUUCAGAAUAAAAACACUGAAAACAGUCCUUUCUUAAAAUCAACGCUCUGUAGUGCCAGUUCAGUCAGAUUUCUGAUCCUGGACACAAAUGGAACAUUAGGAUUGUUGUAUUUACUGGAUUGGUUUAAAUGAUAGAUCUGCUUUAUAAUACAACAUACAGUAAAAUAUGGUUGCAUGGCACAUGCAGUAUGGAUUACUGUACAGACUUGCACUUAUCUCUAGGAAAAUAUACUGAGUUCUGGAUAUAAAUUGGUUCUAUUUCUGCAAUUGGGCACAAGAAAAAUCAGCUUAUUAUCUGUUUUUCAAUUUAGUUUUGGAAAUAAACCUGUGUGUGUUUUCUUCUUAUGGGUCGUUCAUAUGGAGUUACAUUUGUUUCACAAUAUUUAAAAAAUCACAUCAAAUAAAAGAAAUAAAAUUGUGGUCAAAAUUAUAGGAUUUGCAAUAAUUUUGUUUCAAACAAAAAAAAACUCAGAAAAAAAAUCUGUGAAUCUGAAUCUGUGGUCCAAACUUUUUGAAUUGUAAUAAUAAUAAGUUUUUUUAUUAUUAUUAAAAUCACUCAUUUUUGUUUCAUGAACUGAAAAAGUUAUUUGUAGAACAUAAACUUUGAUUUGUGCAUGUCACCAUUUUCUGGUUGAUAGCCUAAGUGUUUAGUUGCGAUUCUCAAAGUUUUGUUUGAUGCUCCCCUUUUUUUGGUUGAACUCAAUGAGUUUUGAUUGCUAGAAAUGUAAAAAUCUAAAGACGAAAGACAUAAGAUGUGUCCAUAUUGGUUAGCGUUGAGUAAAGCGGAUCUCAGAAGUUUGUCCUGAACUGCAGGGUUUGCUGCUUCGCUUCGGUGACUGGACACACAAUGUGAAUGAUAAGUAAUCUUCAAAAAAUUUCAGUUAACAGCUACGAAAGUGUCCACUCUUUUUUCAAAGAAAUCUUACACAACUUAUGACAACAGUCAUGUAUCUUGUGUGCUGCGAUCCCCGUUAGCAUAUUAUGCU